CUAACAUUGAAAGAAAAUGAAAUCUCGUACCGCAGACGUGGAGUUGUCAGGGGUAGUGUUAUUGCUGGUGAUCGGUGUUUGCAAUGCUCUGCCGAGCGGUUGUAAACGUUUGAAUGAGCGUCCAAAAAACGCGUUGAAACUCUCCUCAGCCGCAUUCCCGGCGGCCUCUUCAGUGCCUGGGACAGCCGACAAAGUUGUUUGUACCAAUUUGGAAUUGACAGAGGUUUUCCCACUAGACACCCUCCCCAAUAAGACUGUUACUUUGAUCCUCAGCAACAACAAAUUAACUGAGUUGAAGAAUAACUCAUUUGCUGGACAAAGAUAUCUGGAGAGAUUAGAUAUGAGGAACAACCUUAUCAGUAACAUAGAAUUAGCUGCCUUAUGGGGACUUUCAGCACUAAAAAGACUGGAUUUAUCUAACAACAGGAUAAGCUGUCUCAAUGGAGAAAUGUUCAAAGGCUUGUCCAAUCUUAUCCGAUUAAACAUUUCAGGAAAUCUGUUUUCUACACUGUCAGACGGGAUAUUUAAGAAUCUGCAGUUGUUGAAAUAUGUAGAAUUUCAGACUGAUUAUCUUUUGUGUGAUUGCAACUUGUUAUGGAUGAUUCAAUGGAUAAAGACCAAAAAUAUAACUGUAAGAGAAACUAAAUGUGCCUUCCCAAAGUCUCUGCAAAGGCAGCUUGUCAUGAGUGUUAAGAAAGAACUUUUGACUUGUGAUGCCCCUCUUGAGUUGCCAUCCUUUCAGCUGAGUCCUUCCCAUCGUCAGGUGGUGUUUGAGGGAGACAGUCUUCCUUUCCAGUGUAUUGCUUCUUACAUUGACCAAGACAUGCAAGUGCUCUGGUAUCAGAAUGGAAAAAUAGUGGAAACUAAUGAGUCCCAAGGAAUUUAUGUUGAAAAAAAUAUGGUUCAUAAUUGUUCCUUUAUUGCAAGUACACUAACUAUUUCAAAUAUCCAAAUGGAUUCCUCUGGCAACUGGGAAUGUCAUGUCCAAACUAAACGUGGAAACAGCAGUAAACAAGUUGAUGUAGUUGUCUUGGAAAGCUCGGCUAAGUAUUGCCCUCCAGAGAUGGUUAUGAAUAAUAAAGGAGAUUUCAGGUGGCCUCGUACACUGGCUGGCAUCACUGCCUAUCUGCUCUGUACCCGUUACUCUGCAAGCACUGGGAUCUACCCUGGUGGCUCUCAGGAUGAGAAGGCUUGGCGCAAAUGCGAUCGAGGAGGCUUUUGGUCAGAUGACAACUACUCUCGAUGUCAGUAUGCAAAUGAUGUUACACGGGUUCUUUACAUGUUUAACCAGAUGCCUUUGAACCUUACAAAUGCUGUAGCAACAGCACAGCAACUGCUGGCUUAUACAAUGGAAGCAGCAAACUUCUCAGAUAAGAUGGAUGUCAUUUUUGUGGCUGAAAUGAUUGAAAAGUUCGGUAGGUUUGCAGAGAAAUACAAGGAGCUUGGAGAUGUCAUGGUGGAUAUUGCCAGUAACAUCAUGUUAGCAGAUGAGCACGUCCUCUGGAUGGCCCAGUGGGAAGCAAAAGCCUGCACUCGAAUUGUUCAGUGCUUACAACGGAUUGCUACUUACAGGCUUGCCAGUGGAGCUCAAGUUUAUUCCACAUAUUCUCCAAACAUUGCAAUGGAAGCUUCUGUGGUGAAAGCCCAUGGCUUUGCUGGAAUGACUUGCACUGUGUUCCAGAAGGUUGCUAUGGCGGAUCGAACAGGACUUACUGACUUUGGGCGCAGAGAUCCUGAUGGCAACCUAGAUAAACAGUUCAGUUUUAAGUGCAGUCCUGGCAAUAUCAGCAACACACUUUCUAGUUUUGUAAUCAAGAAUACUAUUGCAGAGGCAUCUAUUCAAUUACCACCAUCCUUGUUUUCCCAAAAUCCUGUACUAAGCCAAACGGAAGAUGCAGUCUACAAAUUGCAGCUUAUUGCUUUUCGGAAUGGCAAACUCUUUCCAAGCACGGGGAAUUCUACAAAUUUGGCAGAUGAUGGAAAGAGACGGACUGUGGCCUCUCCAGUCAUCUACACUAAGAUAGAUGACAACAAUCUGUAUUCUCUCAGUCAACCUGUCACUAUUACACUGCGUCGUAUUGCGCACGGGGUGGAUGCUGUUGCAGCGUACUGGGACUUCAACCUUCUGAAUGGUUAUGGAGGGUGGAUUUCUGAUGGCUGCCAGAUUGUCACAUCGGAUGAGAAUGUCACCACCAUGCAGUGUCACACUUUGAACAACUAUGCAGUGCUGAUGGAUCUGACCGGUGCUGAUUUCCUACUGCAGACUGUUGAGUUCUUGCAUCCAGUAAUAUAUGUUGCGGGAACAGUAUUACUCACUUGCUUGGUUAUAAUUAUCAUAAGUUACAUAUAUUACCACAGGGUGAUCCGGAUCAGCAGAAAGAGUUGGCAUAUGUUGGUUAACUUCUGCUUUCACGUUUUCCUUACGUGUGCGGUGUUUGUAAUUGGCAUCUAUCAGACCAGAAAUAUUAGUGUUUGCCAGGCGGUUGGGAUAAUUCUACACUAUUCUACUCUUGCCACCAUCUUGUGGGUUGGUGUCACAGCACGAAAUAUUUUCAAACAGUUGACGAGGAAAGCAAAGAGAAGUCAGGAUCCUGAUGAACCGCCUCCCCCACCUCGGCCGAUGCUAAGGUUCUAUCUAAUUGGAGGAGGAAUUCCCAUCAUCGUGUGCGGUAUCACAGCAGCAGCUAAUAUUAAAAAUUACGGAAGUAAAGUGAAUGUACCAUACUGCUGGAUGGCUUGGGAACCCAGCUUGGGAGCAUUUUAUGGACCUGUUGGGUUUAUCAUCUUCGUAAACUGCAUUUAUUUUCUCAGCAUAUUUGUGCAACUUAAGCAGCACCCUGAACGGAAAUAUGAGCUGAAGGAAUCAGCGGAGGAACAGCAGCAUUUGGCGAAUACAGACCACGGAGAAUCGAAUAUUAAUGAUUCAACCUCAACAUCACAAGCAAACUGUUCUGUUGUUUCAUCCUCUGCACUGGAGAAUGAACACACUUUUCAAGCACAAUUGUUGGGCACAUGUUUGUCAUUGUUUAUGUACAUUGCCCUGUGGGUAUCUGGGGCAUUGGCAGUAUCCCAGUACUACCCUAUGGACCUUAUAUUUAGCUGCCUGUUCGGGGCCACAGCUUUGAGCCUGGCUGCAUUUCUCAUACUUCAUCAUUGUAUUGGCAGAGAAGAUGUCCGCCAGUGUUGGAUGACCACUUGCUGUCCAGGGAGGAGUACUUAUUCCAUUCAAAUUAAUGUCCCACCUACAGAUUCUAAUCAUGCUAAUGGUGAAACUCCAAAACUUACCAACAGUAGCACGGAAUCCUCCUGCACAAAUAAGACUGCUUCCAGCAAUAACAAACUAUCCCAAGGAUGUAAGCUAACUAAUCUUCACAUUGCUGCGGUACAGAACCAGCAUGCCCCUUUGGCAAGUAACUUAUCAACACAGCUGGAUAACAGCCUUACAGAACAUUCAAUGGACAAUGAUCUGAAAAUGCAUGUGACUCCUGUGGAAGUUCCAUUCCGUUCUAAUGGACAAGUGAACAGGCAUCAUAAAAACCGGACUAGGGCCCAUCAAGCUCAUCGGCACAGCAGGCUGACAGUGUUACGAGAAUAUGCAUAUGAUGUACCUACAAGUGUGGAAGGGAGUGUAUAUAAUAUCCAGCCAAGGAGUAGGCACAGUAACCAUGAAAGUCAUCAUGGCAUUAGGAAGUCUCGCUCCACUUUUAGAGACCGUCAUCAAAGCCGCAACCAACCUGAUGGUAGUGAUAUUUGUUACACACUGCCACAGUGCAAUCAGAAUACAGUAAAGAAUGGAGUUAGUAGUAGUAGUAGAGAAAGCAAGCAAAAACCAAUAGUGACUGAACAUGAGAACAAUAAAUCUUAUGGCCUUAAUCUGGCCAGUCAAAACGGACUGCUGAAAGGCAGUGGUCAAGAUGUUCCCUUGCUAAGUGCAGACAGCACUGGAAAUGUCAGAACUGGAUUUUGGAGAAAUGAGACUACCGUGUAGUUUGCGAAAACUCCUUAAUUUUAUUAAAGCAAAUAAAACUGUGACAUGCAUUCCUUUCCAAUUAAAAUUAUUGUAAAAGUUUACAGAAUUGUUUUGCAUUGUGUAUUGAAACUGAAGGUACUGUCAUACAUCUAGUAUGUGAAGCUAUAAGUUUCUUGUAUCUAAUUUUAUAUCUUUUUAAGAGACCCAAGGUUGCCAGUUUUGUGGAGUCACACUGAAUACAGUUUCGCAGUUUCUACUUUUGUAGCAUUUAGUCCUGUUUUGUUACACAUGACUGGAUGUUCUUAUACAUAAAUUUGCAUGAGAAAUAGAGCUCAGAAGCAUUGGGCAUUACAUGCUUCUCAGCAUGUAAUUUUCUAAGUAAUAAAAGGUUUGCCUUGUGACACAAUUAUAAGAGUCUGAGUGUUUUAGAAAAUCAAGCGGAUUAAGCAAUUUUAUGCUUGCUUUCAAUUUGUAAUGUAAAAUUUUAACAAAUAUAUUUCCUAUGUACUUCACAGAUGCUAUUUUAUCUCAUUGAUUUUGUGGGUGGAUGGAUACAUGACUUUAGUUCUGAGGAAAAGACCAGAAAACUGCUAGAUUAGCACUGUAAUAGCUAAACUGAACUGGUUUGAUAAAAUUAGAAAUGGAAAGAAUUAGUGCAAGUUUUGCUGCUCACUAUGAUUCACUGAUCACAAUUCACUGCUCACUUCUGAUGGGAUCAGAAUUUACAUUGUUCGUGAUGUUUGUUUAUGGCGCUAGUGAAUUGCUGCAGGCUCUGGACUGCAGAACAAUGUCCCAUCAUAAAUAUGCAUCUUCCAAAGAGGGAUAAGAUGUGACUGUAUAAGGAGCUAUUAAACCAGUUUUCAACACAUUUGUUUUUCUAGUACUCUUUAAACAUAGAUUAGAUCAAU
Molecule: messenger RNA, 4878 nt
Organism: Mobula hypostoma (lesser devil ray)
Lineage: Eukaryota; Metazoa; Chordata; Chondrichthyes; Myliobatiformes; Myliobatidae
Gene: adgra3
Product: adhesion G protein-coupled receptor A3
Exons: 19
Coding region: 17-3988 (1323 amino acids)
Biological process (GO): G protein-coupled receptor signaling pathway; cell surface receptor signaling pathway
Cellular component (GO): external side of plasma membrane; plasma membrane
Molecular function (GO): protein binding; G protein-coupled receptor activity
Source: RefSeq, a predicted model, not a curated record